AUGUCGGAUAUAUCGAUCAAAAAAGUUGAACGCCGCGAUCAUGAUGAGACCAUGGAAAUGUCACCUCGUCCUUUUAAUUCGGGGAAACACCUCGCAAACCCCGCGCCUUUGGCAAUGGGCGGCUUUGCAACAACCCUCCUCUCCGUCUCGCUGGCGAUGAUGAAUUUCCGCGGCGUCUCGAACCAAACAAUUUUCGUUGGAGAUCUUUGCUUUGCAGCUUGCAUUGGGCUAUUGAUUUCAGCGCAGUGGGAGAUGGUUCGUGGAAAUACUUUCUCUUAUACGGUUUUAUCGGCGUAUGCAAUGUUUUAUGGUGGUUAUGGAGCGACCCUGAUUCCUGCGUUCGGAAUUAUCGAUGCUUAUGGUGGGUUUACGGCGGAUAACGUCGUUUAUAUUAUCAUCUUCUUGUCGCUGGAAUUAUGUCUUAUCUUCGAUGCUGCGUCGCAAUUUAAGCGCGCAGAUGGCAUGAUUGAACUCAGUGAGAAUCUUUCGACUGUCGGUGGUGCUUUUGCGUUUGUGGCUAGCAUUUUCGGGUAUUAUACUGUGCUGCAUUAUUUGUGUCAGGAAUCCUUGCCGUUUACUGUUGUGAUGGGGGAUACUUCCAGGUUCUUUGAAAGACGGGCUCGGGGUCCUUCUUCAAGUGUGAAGGCGAGCGAUGACCUUGUCUGA
Messenger RNA from Penicillium waksmanii, 666 nucleotides. Its product is annotated as GPR1/FUN34/yaaH. The transcript is spliced from 4 exons. The record is from RefSeq and is a predicted model, not a curated record. Gene Ontology annotation, molecular function: acetate transmembrane transporter activity. The coding region runs from base 1 to 666 and encodes 221 amino acids. Lineage: Eukaryota; Fungi; Ascomycota; Eurotiomycetes; Eurotiales; Aspergillaceae. Gene Ontology annotation, cellular component: plasma membrane.